This is a messenger RNA of Drosophila albomicans, 1085 nucleotides long. RefSeq lists its product as uncharacterized. NCBI's taxonomy places the organism in Eukaryota, Metazoa, Arthropoda, Insecta, Diptera, Drosophilidae. Gene Ontology annotation, biological process: positive regulation of voltage-gated potassium channel activity; regulation of synaptic transmission, cholinergic; sleep. The transcript has 3 exons. Bases 281 to 751 code for a protein of 156 amino acids. The record is from RefSeq and is a predicted model, not a curated record.
UUCAGUUCGCUUUCAGUUUGUCAACGCGUCGCAUGCUUGCUCCUCAGUUCCAAAAACAGCAAACAUAAAGCGUUUCGUGUGUUUUCGAAUUUGUUACUGAAUACUACGCAAAAUUUGCAUAUGAAAUCAGUGUAAAGUGGCUGUGUGAAAGCAUAAACGAAGUAAAUCGAAAGGAGAAACAACAGCAGAAAGCAAAACUAAGCAAAAGCAGUGGAAUCAAGUUGCAUCGCUUUGCCCUCGUCUAAGCAGAUAAACAACAAGUUGUUAACCCCUUUUGGCCAUGUCGCCCACUGCCAACUGUGUCCUAUUGCUGGGGUUGUUCGUCCUGGCCAUUAAUUUGAAUGCAGCUUCUGCCGUGCUACGUUGUUGGCGCUGCUCGACGGACGUGUCGAACGGCGAGUUCUGCAACGAUCCCUUCCAGCCAGACACGAUCUCGGAGCAGCAGCGCUACUGGAGCUAUGUGAACUGCACUUAUUCGGUGGGUGCCAAGUCGAUGAAUACGCGACCCGUGUGCAAGAAACUCGUGCAGGAAGUCUAUGGCAAGCGGGUGAUUGCACGUUCCUGCUUCUACGAGGACAUGGAUGAUCCGGCCGACAAGUGCGCCAUGGACACGACCUCAUCCUACACGAAGACCGUUUAUUGCCGCACGUGCACCACGGAUGGUUGCAACUCGUCUGGCGGUUUAACGGCAAUGUUGGGAUUGCUGUUGUUGCCGCUGCUCGCCGCACUGAGGCAGCUCUUAUGCAAAUGAGCAGCUGAGCGGGGAUGGAGGAGGAGACUGCACUUAAUUGCAUGAAUGCAAAAUGAACUUCAAGUCCUUCGAGCUAAAAUCAAAACAAAAACAAAACAAAACACACAACAAUUAAAUCAAUUGCAAUAUUUUCUAAUUUCAUCUAGUUAAGUCUUGUUCUUCUAACUUAUUUCUAUUGAAAUUUUUGCAAAUUGAUAGUCAAAACUAAGCACAAAGCCACUCACAAUUCGUAAGAUAUCACAAAUCCAGAGAAUGGAAUGUUAUGUAUCUGUAGCGCAUCAAAGGUUUCCAUUCUGCCGGCAAACAGAUUUAAAUACAUAUGCACACACACACA